Molecule: messenger RNA, 4568 nt
Organism: Dothidotthia symphoricarpi CBS 119687
Lineage: Eukaryota; Fungi; Ascomycota; Dothideomycetes; Pleosporales; Dothidotthiaceae
Exons: 1
Coding region: 1-4566 (1521 amino acids)
Source: RefSeq, a predicted model, not a curated record
AUGGCUGCCACCCCCUGGCAUGGAGCAAAUCUCGCAAACCUUGCAAACCUCCUCAAUCACCCCGUCGUCAAACCUAUAGCCUGGGGUACCACAGCCCUCACUUUGGUAGGUCCACUGCUACAAUCUGGCAAUCGGUAUCUUGAUCGCUUAAUUGGUGACCUUGCCGAACCUGCGGAUUACGCAGAGGACUACAUUGAUGACACAACGACGGAGUACAAAUUUGGCGACAAUCCCGCUCCGAAUGAGAAAGAAAUCGUUUACGUGGAUGUAGAGAAAGAGUGUGACAUGCCUGAAUGUAUGCCAGAGGAGUGCGAAGAGUGCGAAGAGUGCGUAUUAGAGGGAACUUGCGGAUCUCCAUUUAUGGUAUGCUCCACGACUGGACAUACUUUCGAUGGGGCGAACGCGUUUUCAGGCGGCCUUGUUGAAAGGAAGAACACUACGUCGUUUACUCCUGGACAACUCAACCAUACUCUACACGUUCAAGACAGACCACAAGGACAUGGUAGUGCAAGGGUAGGCGCUUAUAUAGUUGGGGCCGUACCACUCAUCAUGUGCGUCCUGUAUUAUCUAGGCGCCUAUUACUGUGGGAAGAAAAAGCCAAACAACCACGAGACUGGUAGUGAUCUCAAGACUGCGACGGACAAACGGGUGAGACAACUGAGCGAACAAGUUGUAGGGCUUCAGAAGGAAAAUACCGCACUAAAGAAAGAGAAAGAUCGCACGGUAGAGGACGAUAAGAGUAUACUUGCGGAGCGAGACCAGGCCUUGGAAGAUCUGAAAAAUAUGCGUCAAGCGCGGGAUGCAACUCUAGAAGACCGAGGCGAGCUAAUCGACCAAAUCGACAUGAUACGACAGGAACAUCAAAAGCAGAUCGACGAGUUUUCAGAGGCCCAGAAAACACUACUCGCAGCCCAAAGUAUAGACGGUGAGACAAGCAUAGAGAUCACUGCUCUGAAAAUGAAGAGCGAGAAUCUAGAACACGAGCUUACCAACACCCAAUCUAAGCUCGCCCAAACUAAGAAAACAUUGGUCGCUAUGCAAUCGAAGGAUGAACUCAAAGUGCAAAAUCUUGAGAAGCAGUUGGCCGAUGUGCGGAAAGAGCUGGUAGUGUCGAAUAGUAAUCUUAGUAAAGCUCAAGCCGAUGCCGCAGACGCGAAGAAAACCCUGGAAGAGACGCAGCAACAUCUGUAUGAUGGUGAAGCACACAAAGCGCAAAACGAGUCUCAGAGGGUUGAGGCUCAAAACAAAGAGAUUGAGAACCUUAGGGCGAACAGCCUGCUCUUGGAAGAGCGCCUGGAACAAGUGAAGCAUCAACUCGAGGAAUCGCGGCAAGCUAACGCAAAAGCCAACACCGUGUUAAUUCCAGCCAUGGAGAAGGUGAAAGAAAUGGAUCAGGCAUUGGAGAACAUGAAAGAACUCCAAGAAGAUUUACACAAAUCUAAGAAACAGAUCGAGAAACUCGAGACCGAGAAGAAGAAUGUCGAGGAAACAAUGCAGAGGAAGGACGCAGAGAUCGAGGAUUUGAAUGAGAAUGUUAAAGAACUGGAGUCCAUGGUGAUAAAAAUGCAUAAUGAGCUCGAGGAACUGAACGAUGAACUACGACGCGUUGAGCAGCACAGAACGGAGCUACACAAUGAGCUAGAUCGACAAGUUCUGGAAAACAACCUAAACGAGAAAUCUGUGGAAAGCAUCCGGAAAGAUGUUGAAUAUUUGCAGAAGCAAAGGGCUAUAGACGUUGGCCUGAACCAUUUGCAUAAGCAAGAGAACACUGAUCCCAAAUCUCAGCUAACGUCGACUGGAGAUGGCGACACCCAGGAAUCAAAGGACGAACAAGGAGUCAGGCCACUUGAAUCAGCCGAAACCGAUGAUGAUGCUCGCAAGUCCAUGGAUUCGCGCAACGCUCUAGCUCCGAAGGACAUGACCAGCAAAGAGCCGGCUAAAUCUGAAAAGGCGCGCUCAAUUUCAUUCAGUUCACCUCCUGAGCACGCCCCAAAAGGUCCGAAGGGCGAAAAGACCGACAGGGCCAUAAAGUGCAAUACAUGUAGCCAGGUGCUUCCGGGUGGCGAUUGGUUUAGAAACACACACGCGCCUGCGUGUAAGAAAUGGUAUGAUGAACAACAAAAAAUCAAGUAUGCAGAGGCUAAAGGGCGUACCAUUCCUAAUGGUCUGAGAAAAGAGAGCCCUCCACACAAAGAGCAAGCCAUUGCACAAAAACCAAGCAUUCCAAGUGGCGAUAGACCAAAGGAUGAGAAUAGAGACAGCCUCCUGAAGACUAAUCCAUCGUCAUCUGAUUCUUCUCCAGCACCAGUGUCGUCUGGAAUAGGUAGCAGUGUUCAUGCUCCAUCAGAUUCUCAGGUUGCGUCGCCUCAAGACGCACAGUCGGGUCCAAUUUCGAGAAGCAAUGCCCACACCAUUUCGCGGCCAAAUACUGCAGCUGGUUACGGUCUUGGAGGUUCUGCUCAUGCUAGCCCUGCAUCCCAAACUCCGCACACAAGAAAUCUCCCGGGGCCUCCUAGAGCUCAGGAAGUGUCUUGUCGCAAAUGCCGCCAUAUCUUUCCUAACAAUGACUGGUUGCGUAAAGAACAUUUCCAGGCCUGCAAAGAAUGGGAGGCUGGACGUAGGAAGUACCACAUUUUACAUCAUACAUUUGACGGCUAUCGAGAAAGUCCUGACCAAGAUCGUGCUUUGCGGAAAGACCCUGAUUUUGUAGGCCCAGACGGAAAGUUUAGGCCUUCACAAUCGAGUAUCUCCUCCAGAGCUCCCCAAGAUUCGCGACCACAAUCUGAAGGCUCGUACCAAGAACACCAUCAAUAUGGCCAAUCUUCCUUCGGAUACCAGCAACAACAGCAACAGCAACAACAUGGAUACAACUCCCCGGGAUAUGCGUCAAACCAUUAUGAACAGACUGGCGGAGUACCUAACGUAGCAUCACCUCUCGGAUAUGGAUCUCUGCACUCUCCUUACACACAACACCCGCCCACGGUGUUCUCACCUCCGCCCCCCUAUUUGAGUCAGACAACCGGGUUGGACACACCUUUGAGAAAUAAACCCGCGUUUGAAGCAGUCGGUACUAAUUUCUCAAAUCAAUUUCCAACGGCGUACCCACAGCAGUACCAGCAACAUACAAUGAGCAGGACAAACAGUGCAAAUCCCCAUGGAGCAAUUUCCAACCACAAGAUAGAUCAGAGACAGGGCUUGAGAACUGCCACUACCUCACUGAACGCUGGUGCCGAUGAAUGGCGUCCUUCAAUCUCGUCUCAACAAUCCAAGACCCCAGCGAUGACGAGCUCCAAUGUACAAGGCCAAGUACAAGGUAAAAGCGAGGAAAGUUCAGUUCAGCAGCAGGAUCAAGGUCAACUGCAGGAACCCUUAAAUAGUACAGCUGAAUCAAGUACAGGUGAGCAGAGCUCUAACACACAAGAGCUGCCCCAAGACCAGCAAGAAGAGAAAGAAAAGUUGACCGAGGAGGCGGAGUCGGAUGAAUUGGAUAUGACAGAUGCAAAAGAUACAAGCGAGCAGAACUCUGAGGCUCACAAUCAAGCCCAAGACGCAAACGAAGAAAAUCCAACCGAGCAGGAAGUGCAAUUGCCCCAGGAAUCCCCCGUCCCAGCAGCGGCGGAUACUACUGAACAGGCCUCUCACAGUGAAGAGCAAACGCAAAAUCAGGAUGAGAGAGAUCCAACUCAGCACGAAGCCGAUCCAUCUGAACAAAUUUCUUCCCCAGUAGCGACAGAUAUGGCAGAGUCAACUGAGCAGAGCGUUGAAGUACAAGACCAAACACACAGUCAACGCGAACAGGAUGCGGUUACGCAAGAUGAGGAGAAACCAAACGAGCAGACUGUGGAGCAGCCAGUGGAGCAACCAGAAGGCCCCAGUAAGCCGAUCACUGUUGGCCCUACUGAGCAGGACGCCCAACCCGCCGAUGCAGAUUCGAGCGCUGUCAUUUCUACCCCAGCAGCAGUAGACACGCAAAAUGCAAGUGAGCAGAACAUCAACACACCUGACUUGACACAAAACCAGGAUGAAACCCGGUCAACUGAGCUUGAACCUCCCACUGAACCAGACGUGCCCGUCGAGCCAGUUCAGCCAGAACAGCCAGUUGCGCAAGAUACGCUCGCUGAGCGAAAACCCCCCGCCCAACAAGAUACGACUACGGAGCAAAACCAGCCAGCUGAGCAGGAUAAGAAGACACCAUCCAUGUCGAAGGUGCAGGACCUGAUUAAACGCAACCAGGAGCAAGAAGCCAAACGCAAUCAGGGAAUUACGCCUCCGAAGUCAGCCCGAGUCCAGAAAAAACCCGAGGCUCUGAACAAAUUCGAAGCCCUGGCGAAAGCCACAGCCUCGAAGACACUCAUGACUCCGAAGACACCCACGACUCCGAAGACACCCAUAACCCCGAAGACACCCGUGAGCGAGAAGAAUCAGGCCGAAAAAGCAGAGGAAGGGGCAAAGACCAAGUCAGGCGAAAAGACUAAGGCAGGCGAAAAAACCAAGACGAGCGAAAAGACUAAGACAGGCGGAAAGACUAAGACAGGCGGAAAAAAACAGUGGCGGGGUGGGAUAUAGAG